Macaca mulatta (Rhesus monkey) is the source of this 8205-nucleotide messenger RNA. RefSeq names its product endonuclease, poly(U) specific (gene ENDOU). NCBI's taxonomy places the organism in Eukaryota, Metazoa, Chordata, Mammalia, Primates, Cercopithecidae. Gene Ontology annotation, molecular function: scavenger receptor activity; polysaccharide binding; RNA endonuclease activity. Gene Ontology annotation, biological process: immune response. The record is from RefSeq and is a predicted model, not a curated record.
UCUCAAAAAAAAAAAAAAAAUAUAUAUAUAUAUAUAUAUAUAGCACUUAUGGUGUGAGCCCUUGCAAAGGUUGCUUGCCCUAGGCUUGUCCUUCUCUCUACCCCUGAGUCCCUGUGUUUGGACUCCUCUCUACACAGCAACAGGUUGGGGGAUUCUCUUAAACCCACCAGCAACUGUUCAACCUGGCACGUGGGCAGGAAACCUCGAGAUUAAAAUCUGAUAACCUGGAAGGGAUUGUCAGAUCCAACCCCAUCAUUUCAGAUGAGAAAGCUGAAGACCAGCGAGAGGAAGAAAAUUCUCCUGUUAAAGCACACUGGAUGAAGACGUGCUCCACUCCCAACCUCCAGAAAAAAAUCACUGAUAGAGUGGCCUCCACUGUUCACCAGUUUUGCCUUUGUAUAUGAUAUUUUCUUUUCUGAGAGGGUUGAGAAUCCCCAUGCAGUGCUCUUUUUGGCAAGGGCAUCAUACUUUGCAGAUUUUACCUUUAUUAUCGUGGAAAACUUGACAGUCACGGGGAGCUGUUCCUCUUCUUUUGGACUUGGAAACAAAAGAACCUCACUGGGGAGGAGUUCUAGAGGAGAGGAGUCUAAGUGGGGGUGAAGGGAGCGAAACUCUGGGCUCCCAGGGGAAGAAGAGUGGGCCUUCAGUUGCCUUUAAGAGGCCUCUUGCCCCUCCCCUGCCUCAUAAGGACUCUGAAACAUUUAAACCCCAGAGGCUGACUCAGUAAGAGUCAUUUGCAUAAUAUUUUAGGGUGAUUUAGCCAUGCGCAGCUACAUGUGGCUGAUUUAGCUAUGCUGGGCUUGGUGGUAAUAAGAAUAGCCCUGGUUCUGACAGACACAUCCUAUAUGUCUCUGUCCAAUGACCCCAACCCUUGCUUGGGCACUUAAACUGCUUGUCAAACUUGGACCAAUCACCUUACUGUGUGCCAGUGUCAUGCUAAGCAUCAGGAAUUUGAAGAUGAAUCCAACCUGUGGCCCCUUGAAAAGUCAGGUCUGAGACUUGGAAGUAGGUGUCUGUUUGGUGGGGAUCACCCAGAGAUCAGCCCAUGGGUGUCCCUGAUUUGGACAAAGAACCCCCCCCAACUGGAGCCAUCUUGGUGUGCCUGCCUGCAUGACCUAUUUUUAAAGCUGCAAACAGCUAGCAUUACCUGUUCUCAACAUCUGGCAUUACCUACCUGCUUAGUCACCUUCCCUCAGGCUUCAAACAGCUGUAGGGCCCCACCUCCUAUCCAUCUAGGGUCCCUCCCUUCCAUUUUUCUUCCUGAAAGGAUCUGGAGACACCAGCUCUACAAGUCCUGGUGUCUUUAAAAGGAUCAGCUUGAGGAAUAAGGCUCAUUUGAGAGCUGUGACAUUCAUCUGACUCUAGUGAAAGUACAACAGCCACUCCCUUUUUGGCCUCCAGCUGGGCACCAUGAGGGCCUGCAUCCCCCUGGUAUUGGCCGUGCUGUGCAGCCUGGCCUGGGCUGGUAAGUCACUAUCUGGCGGGCAUGGGAUUGCUGGCAGGGCGGGAUCUUGCCUAAAGAAGCAGAGAAUUGGGGAACUGGUAGAGGGCAGGGCUAUGGGACAAGGGAGGGUAAGCUCUGUUCUAAACCCACAGAACUCUUUUGGGUUGUCCUUGUCUGAGGGUGCAGGUGUUGUUCCUGGAAUGGACUGGACUAUGUGGAGAGAGUUGUAGGGCUGAUGGUCUGAUUUCAUGGAAGUCCCUUCUUGACACCUUGGAGGAUCAGCCCCAAACAUCCCUUAGUCCAGCCUGACUUUUGAUCUCCCCAAGAUUUUGUUGUCUGGGGCCACUGUAUGGUAUAAAGCUAGGGAUGGGUUCCAUGGGGUCUAGUGGCCUGGCUGCCCUUGGUCACUCCUUCCACUGCCCGGUGGCAGGUGAGGUUGUCUAGGGUGUGAUCUUACUUUGUGUAGUGCCUUAGGAGGUGGGCAGGCUUAGGAGGAAACUGGAAGGAUCCUUAACCAGGAGGAGGGCCACGUCCUAUCUGGGGCUGUACAGGGGUCAGAGGAAUGGAUCUCUGUUGCAGUGUUAGGGGAAUUAAAGAAUAGAGAAGGGACCUGGCCCACAGUUAUAAGAGGUUCAGGGGAUGGGACUGGCAGAGGAACAGGACCAUGUUCUUGUUUAGUAACUGUGCAAAAUGCUGGUGCUGAUGUGUUAAUUGGUAGCUAGUGGGUGGGUGGGAAGGACUGCCAAGGGAGGGGCUGAGCUGAAGAGUGUAGGGAGAAUCCUCCUCUGCCCACAGGAGAAAGAAUCUUUCCACUGGGUUACUCCUGUAUGGGACUGUGGAAAGGAUUAAAUGAGAUAAUGUAUGAGAAGCACCUGGUGCAAAGUGAGAUCUCAGUGAAUUGGAAAUUCGCUAUGAUUAUGACUAUAAAUAUUCUUGGGACAAAUUCCACUUGGGGUCAUUUCCAAUGGGGUUGUGGAAAGGAGACCCCUAAUGGGAUUUUUAAAUGGAAAACCCUUGGAAGAAGAAGUUGUGCCUCUCAACUGUGGAUGAGAUAGUGUGCCUUACCAGGAACCAGCUCUGCCUGGGCCCUACUGGUGGAGAGGGAGUGGGAGAGCAUGAGGGUGGGCCUGGGAGCCACCGGCCUCAGCCCUGUUGGUGGGAAGGAAGGUGGAACCUGGGGGUGCUUAAUGUGGAGGGGUGGCCAGCAGUCUUGGCAUAUCCCAGCCUUAGGAAAGGAGAGCAACUCUGGACAUUUGGUCCCUGGGAGGACAUCCCUGAGGGCAGAGGUAGCAGUAGCUUUAGAAGUGCAGGUGGAGCUCUUGCUGCUGGGUCAGAGGGCAGUAUCUGCUUCGUCUGUGGGAUGGAUGGGAAGUGAGGUCAAGUGUGUGAGGCCUCCUAUGGUGGCAGAGAAGAGGCUCUGCACUUGUUGAUACUAUCCCAACAUCUCAGAACUGAGAGGCAAGAAUAUGAAUCACACAGGGAAUCAUUGACAGCCUCAGGUCCUCCUUUAUGAGCUGGAUGUCUGUGGAGAACCUUGGUUGAUUUUUUUGGUUGUGAAUGGAGGCAGGAAGCUAGUCCAAGGGGUGAGGCUUCUUGGUUGACUAGGUCUCCAUGGAAACAGCAUCUGGGGCCUUCUGAGAGGUACAGACAUGUAGAAUGUCCCAGUCAUCAGAGGGGCUGAGCGCCAGUGUACAGGGACACUGUGUCCACCCAGGCUUGGGACCAAGCUUUCUUGAUGGCCUAUGGAUAGGGAGUGGCUGUUCUGGCAUAUUAAAGUCUUAGAAAGUACAGAGAAAUUGAGCAUUUCAUAGGGAAUGGAGGAAGAAUCUGAACCCAAGAGAGGAAAGACUCAAAUGAAGAAAGGCAGAGAGUCAGAGAGGUGAGGCAGAGAAACAAGAGGCACAGGUUACUAGAGCAGUGAUUCAGGCACCUGGCUUGGGGAGCAAGGCUUACUCAAGAGUAUUGGUGUCAAUGGCACAGUGUGGGGGUGCUGGAGUGAUAGGGUGACUAGUUACUCAUCAGAGUGUCCCCAGAACGUCACGGCAAAGUGCCUGUGAGGAAAAGUUCCUCCCACCCCUGCCCUCCACUGUCAAAUCCCAAGGUCACCUUGGAGCAGACCAAGUGCACAGAGAAAUGUGAGAAAGUGCUGGCAUGGGGCUCUUGCUGGAGACAAAGUUUUUGAGCAGAGAUGAAAAAGCCCACUCAGCUUGGGCCGGCGGGGGUGCUCUCCUGCACGUCCAGCUGACUGCUCGCUUGCAACCCUUCUCAACUGGUGCCAGCUGCUGGAAUGAAGUGAAUUCUUUCCCUGGACUCUGCUGAUUUGGCCCAUUAAAAACAUUGCCCUGAUUUGCCUGAAUUCUCUCCCUUUGGAUUCUGGGUGUACUGCCAGGCUGACUGAGUAGGGAGCUGAUGGGCUGAAAAUUUCUCCUUAAGAUCUUUGCAUUCAGGCUCCAAGGGAGCAUCAUUUAACAUUCAAGAGGAGUUCCUGUGGGCCUGAAGGAACAAGUGGCCUUGGGCCUGGUCUCUUUUAGGAACUGGAAACCUGCCUUCCUGGCCACCUUGGAGGCCUGACAAUGCGAAGUUGUCUGAAGACCUGGGUUAACCUUGACCCGAUGCCUCUCUGAUAUAAAGAAUACAGACCUGUAGUGAUGAAGUCAGCCGGGAAACCAGCAACACAGAUGUGCUGACAACCCAGCCCAAGGGAUGGCCCUGUUGAAACCCUGGGAGAGUGUCAGCUAGAUUAAGUGUGUCAAUAGGGCCACCACACAGGGAAGACUUCUCUACCCAGUCUGAACACUUGUCACUUGGAAGAUGGGCAUGAAAUAUUGCCACCAUUUAUUCACCUGACAAAUACUUCUAUAGUACUACUAUGUGUCACUUGCUGUCCUAAGUGCUUUACACAUAUUAACUCAUUUAAUUCUUAUAAAUAUUCUAUGAGAUAGGCUCCAUUAUCAUCCCACUCUUACAGAUAAGAAAACCAAGGCACAGAAGUUUAAAUAACUUGCCCAAGAUCACAUAGCUAGAAAGCAGUGGAACCAGAAUUCCAGCCUCAAGCAGUUUGGCGCCAGAGUCUAGGUUCUUAACCUCUCUGCUAUGCCGUCCCUCAUUAGACACAGUAUCAACCCUAAUCCCAGAAUCCAAUACUAGGGACUGGUAACUAAACCCAACCUCUAAUAUUUGAGCUCUAACCACUCCAGGCUUAAAUUAAAAUACUAUACCUGUGUUGAAUCAUAACCAGAACCAAGCCCCCAAACAAAACAGGGAUUAUUCAUCUUUUCUCAUCCUGACACAUUCCUCAACCCCGAAUGUCAUCUUAAGUCUAUUCCUGUUCCUUACCCAAAUAUCAAUACAAAAUUGUUAAUUUAUCAACUAAUUUAACUCAAGCCCAAAUCCUAACUGUAGUUCUUAACCUAACUAACCCCAACACUCGUCCAAAUUAGGUUUCAGUUUCCUCACUGAUACAAAUUCUGAUGCCGAUGGUAACUCUGACUCUGAUCUUGACAUUCUCGGUAACCCACAGUAUGACCUCUGAAGCCAGCGUUCGUGAAAUCCAAACCUCAGGAACCUCAAAUCGAACAAAGACUCUUAUCACCCUUAAAGCCCAGAGUGGAUAGUGGGUUUCCACUGUUCCUUCAAAAUGUCUUGUCUUACGUCCCUUGCGACCAAAACCUUGCUUCUGCAAACCAUUUGGCUGCAGUGGGGGAUGUGGUCUGUGGUUACACAAUAGAAUGCUAGGCCAGAGCCCAAUUCUCACCCGUACCCACCUCAUUCCCCACCCUGAGCAUAAAUUAAUCUGAAUGUACUCCAAAGAUGGGAAAGAACAGAAAGAUGUGACACAGGGGGAAAGAGGGUACAGAGAAGACAGAUGAAGGGGAGAGAAGAGCAAAGAAGCAAAGAACAUAACAGGGAUGGGAUAAGAGCCCAGGGAAGGUCAGAGGGCAGGGGACAUCCCUGGGACAGCAUCUACAUGAUAGGUGAAGGGGGCCUGUGGGCCACACCCAGUUCACAGACCUAUUUCUUUGGUGUGCUUAAAGUUUUACAUGGUUGGAAAAUUUCACAUCAAAAUGAAGAUUUAUCUUGAAAAAAAAAAUGGGAGCUCUGGCAACACUGAGCCCACAUCCCAACAUGGCAACAAUCGGCUGGAGCUGAGCAUCAGCUGCGAAUUUCAGAUGGAGCAUUGCUCUCAAGCUUGUCACGGUCUCCAUUUCUUCCUACUGCCUCAGACCCUGCUUCUUUACUUGUUUAUGUUCUGGGCCUAACCCAAAUGCCUAUUUGGGUUUGUAAUCCUGGUCUCUUUGAUGAGCCUUGAAAUAUUUGGUGGGUGUUGGGCGGUGGGGAGGAGGCUUAUGUUGUGCACGGGAGGCUGUGGAUGUACUUCUCCCUUGCAGAGAGUAAUGCCCUUCCCUGCCAGGUACACUCCUGUCCUGAUCUGUGAACCCUCCUGUAGGAGGCACCUUGGGGAGGAGAACAGGGUCUCCAUAGAGCUGAGUUUGUGACCUUUACUGACUAUAGGAAAAAUGGAAUCCUGUGCAUCUCGAUGUAAUGAGAAAUUUAACCGGGACGCUGCCUGCCAGUGUGACCGCCGGUGUCUCCGGCAUGGGAACUGCUGCGAAGACUACGAACAUCUGUGUACUGAGGACCACAAAGAGUCAGAGCCAUUGCCACAGCCGGAGGAAGAGACAGAAGAGGCCCUUGCCAGCAACUUGUACUCGGCACCCACCUCCUGCCAGGGCCGCUGCUACGAAGCCUUCGACAAGCACCACCAAUGUCACUGCAAUGCCCGCUGCCAAGAGUUUGGGAACUGCUGCAAGGAUUUUGAGAGCCUGUGUAGUGACCACGAGGGCUUCUCCCACAGCAGUGAUGCCAUAACCAAAGAGGAGAUUCAGAGCAUCUCUGAGAAGAUCUACAGGGCAGACACCAACAAAGCCCAGAAGGAAGAUAUCAUUCUCAAUAGCCAAAACUGCAUCUCCCCGUCAGAGACCAGAGACCAAAGGGAUCGCUGCCCAAAGCCACUCUUCACUUAUGUCAAUGAGAAGCUGUUCUCCAAGCCCACCUAUGCAGCCUUCAUCAACCUCCUCAACAACUACCAGCGGGCGACAGGUCAUGGGGAGCACUUCAGUGCCCAGGAGCUGGCCGAACAGGACGCCUUCCUCAGAGAGAUCAUGAAGACGGCAGUCAUGAAGGAGCUCUACAGCUUCCUCCAUCACCAGAAUCGCUAUGGCUCAGAACAAGAGUUCAUCAAUGACUUGAAGAACAUGUGGUUUGGGCUCUAUUCAAGAGGCAAUGAAGAGGGGGACUCGAGUGGCUUUGAACAUGUCUUCUCAGGUGAGGUCAAAAAAGGCAAGGUCACUGGCUUCCAUAACUGGAUCCGCUUCUACCUGGAGGAGAAGGAGGGUCUGGUUGACUAUUACAGUCACAUCUACGAUGGGCCUUGGGAUUCUUACCCCGACGUACUGGCAAUGCAGUUCAACUGGGACGGCUACUAUAAGGAAGUGGGCUCCGCUUUCAUCGGCAGCAGCCCUGAGUUUGAGUUUGCACUCUACUCCCUGUGCUUCAUCGCCAGGCCAGGCAAAGUGUGCCAGUUAAGCCUGGGAGGAUAUCCCUUAGCCGUCCGGACAUAUACCUGGGACAAGUCCACCUACGGGAAUGGCAAGAAGCACAUCGCCACAGCCUACAUAGUGUCUUCCGCCUAAUAGAACUUUGAGCCAGAAAGGGGUAUGAGGGCUCUUGCAAGACUGAAGUGCUAUCUUCUCCGGACUAGAGAGAAGAGGGAGACGACUGGGAGGGAUCACCAAAUCUCAAAGCAAUGAGAAGCAUUCCUAAAUCCCAAAGUGCCCACAUGGGAAAGAGAUAAAAUGUACAAAUUAGAAAAAUUGGAUAAACAGUCAAACCUUUAUCCUCUAGAAUUUUGGCAAUGUAGACUAAGAAACAGAGUCCAGGCAGAGAAGGUAGGAGCCCUCCAUAGCUCUCUGCCCUGAUGUGUGGGGGAACUAGGAAGAAGUCCUUUGACCUCCCCAGGCCUCAUGCUUCCCUUUAAUGUAAAGGGAAGGGGUUUCCCCACUUUCCUCUUUUCGGGGUUGGUGAAAGGGCAAACCCUGAUAUUUUUACUGUGAUAGUGUUUUCAAUUGUUCUUAGGAAGAACAGCUGAUAGAAAUUCAAGAUUACUAUAAUGGCUGUUAUUAUACACAGCUCUGUAAACUACAACUCAGCCCUGUGUUGCAAUCCUCAAAGAAGUAAGGCCACAGUAAUCAAGCAAGGGCCUUUGGUUUUUUCCAGCGUUAGAUCCUCUCAGAACAGAGUCGGGGAGAACUCCAAUGCUGAAUGGAGAAGGGUAAUAGGUUGGUGCAGUGAAUGGGCUGAGGGUGGGGUGGCCUUCUCCAGGCCUGAGUGUUUUUGUGUCCAGCUCAGUAUCUGCAUCAAGAUGUUUCCCACUUGUGGAUAUUUAGUGCAGCCACAGACUUGUAUUUUGAUCCCCAAUGUUUUUUUUGAAAGAGUUCUCCUCAUAGGAGGAAGAUUCAGCAUCAGAAAAAGAAGGAACCCACAGCUUGGUGUCAUUAACAUAAUUAUUUUAAGGCUUAUCCAGCAGGCAUAAUUUGAGUAACUCUAGGAGACCAGAGAGACUGUGGUUCCCUAUUUUAACCUCAAUUAUGCAUUUGUCCCCCAACCCCACUGAGAACUAAAUGCUGUACCACAGAGCCGGGUGUGAACUACAGUUUAGAAGGUUCAAGUUUCCAAUUAAAGUCAUGGAAGAAAACUUGAAA